AUGGCACCAACCGCCGUCGAAGUGGAAUACAUACGAGAUGUGCUGAACAAGUCGCCAACCAUCCACGUCGAGCAUAACAUCGAUGACCAUGUUGCCUUUGGCGGCGACGACCAAUGGUACUACAACCCCGCCACCCGCCGCUUCGACCUUUCCCGCGGCAGCGUCCGUAGGCUGACCGUCGACGCCGACGAUGGCAUCCGCAACCACCGCGGGGUCAUGAUCGACCCGGACAAGACGCUCCUCGUCAUCAUAGACAUGCAGAACUUCUUCAUCCACCCCAAGUUCCGCGAUCACAGCGAGGGGAUCAAGACGGUGCAACCGCUGCUACGCGUGAUCGAGAAGUGCAGGAAGGAAGGCAUACAAGUCUGCUGGCUGAACUGGGGCAUUACGGACUACGACCUCAAAGUCAUGCCACCAGCAGUCACGCGCGGCUUCAACAAAGCGCUCGCGCACGAGAAAGGUCACGGCUGGCACGUCGGAUUAGGCGCCAUGUUACCUCCCGAGCAAGGCGGAGAGCGCUGCCUAUUCCAAGGAACCUGGAACGCGGACAUCUACGACCCGCUCAAGGAGUACAUGACGCCACAAGACGUCCGCUUCGACAAAGCGCGCAUGUCCGGUCUCUGGUCGCCCGAGCUACCAAUGCACCAGUGGCUGCGCGAGAGCGGCAAGAAGACGCUCCUCUUCGCGGGAGUGAACACGGAUCAGUGCCUGCUCGGCACUCUCACCGACGCGUACUCAUGGGGCUGGGACUGCAUCCUCCUCACCGACUGCGCGGGCACCAUGACCGACGUGCUUGGCGCGAAGGAGGUGUGCGAUUACAACGUCGCGACGAACAUGGGCUUUGUGACGGACUCGGAGGCGUUCUGCGCGGCGGAGUCGGUCUAG
Baudoinia panamericana UAMH 10762 is the source of this 885-nucleotide messenger RNA. RefSeq lists its product as uncharacterized. Bases 1 to 885 code for a protein of 294 amino acids. The transcript is spliced from 2 exons. The record is from RefSeq and is a predicted model, not a curated record. Lineage: Eukaryota; Fungi; Ascomycota; Dothideomycetes; Mycosphaerellales; Teratosphaeriaceae.